CAUAGUUUGCAGCACUCAUCUGAGAACACAACAUGAAUUCAUGGUGUUUGUCUUGGCUUCUGCUGGGUGAGGUUCUUUUUGUGGUCUCCAGUCUGCCAAUCUCAGAAAACAUUGUAAUAGAUUUAGAUGGCGGCCAGGACAAGGACAUAUUUGACAUCAAUGAAGCUCUGGGAUUGAACCUUUUUGAGGGAGACAUCAAUCUUGAUGGGAGAGACAGAAAUUCCAUUGUUGGUGACGAAUAUAGAUGGCCUCACAUCAUCCCUUAUGUCCUUGAAGAUAGUCUGGAAAUUAAUGCUAAAGGAGUUAUCUUGAAUGCAUUUGAACGGUACCGUUUAAAAACCUGCAUUGACUUUAAGCCAUGGCAAGGGGAAGACAACUAUAUUUCAGUGUUCAAAGGAAGUGGGUGCUAUUCUUCGGUAGGAAAUAGACGUGUUGGCAAACAAACACUUUCCAUAGGAGCCAACUGUGACAGAAUAGCAACAGUUCAACAUGAGUUCCUCCACGCCCUGGGAUUUUGGCAUGAACAGUCCCGUUCAGAUCGAGAUGACUAUGUUAUAAUAAUGAAGGACAGAAUUCAGGAAGGCAAAGAGCACAAUUUCAAUACCUAUGAUGAUAAGGAAUCAGACUCUCUGAAUGUUCCCUAUGAUUACACAUCAGUGAUGCACUACAGCAAAACUGCUUUCCAAAAUGGAACAGAACCAACAAUUGUGACCAGAAUCCCUGAGUUCUUGGAUGUGAUUGGACAACGAAUGGAUUUCAGUGAUUCUGACCUUGAAAAAUUGAAUCGACUCUACAACUGCUCUUCUUCCUUAACUUUUUUGGACUCAUGUGAUUUUGAAAUGGAAAAUAUCUGUGGCAUGAUUCAAAAUUCAGAAGAUAAUACUGACUGGAAAAGGGUUUCACAAGUGCUUGGUGGUCCAGACACUGAUCAAUCAAACAUGGGCAAAUGCCAAGGUUCAGGUUUCUUUAUGCACUUUAACCGCAGCUCUGUGAAUGAGGGGGGAAAGGCAGUUCUAGAAAGCCGAAUAUUUUACCCUAAGAGAGGGUUUCAGUGCUUGCAGUUUUAUUACUACAAUAGUGGUAAUGAAGAUGACAAGCUCAAAAUCUACAUCAGGAAGUACACUUCAGAAAAUGAUAAUGGAUCUCUUACUCUGGUGGAUGAAGUGAAAGAUACAUCCCUUGGGACUUGGCAACUCUAUCAUGUACCAUUGGCAGUUACCACCAAAUUCAGGGUGGUGUUUGAAGGAACACGAGGCAUUGGCACUUCAUCUGGUGGUCUCUCCAUUGAUGACAUCAAUCUCUCAGAAACACGCUGUCCUCAUCAUGUGUGGAAGAUAAGCAAUUUUACACAACUCAGUAAUUCAGAAGAAACUCUCAUUAGCCCUCCAUUUUAUUCUCCUGCAGGCUAUGCCUUUGAGGUUCAAUUAAACAUAAAGGAUCAGACUAAUGUAAGGAUAUAUUUCUCCCUGAUCUCUGGAGCCAAUGAUGAACAAUUACAGUGGCCAUGUCCAUGGCAACAAGCCACAAUGACACUAUUAGAUCAAAAUCCUGAUAUUCGUCAGCGCAUGUCCAAUCAGAGGAGUGUGACUACAGAUCCAUUCCAGACAAUAGAUAAUAAUAAUGAAAAAUUUAUUUGGGACAAGCCCUCCAAGGUAGGAGAGCCAGCAAUUUUCCCUAAUGGAACAUCCUACAGCAGAGGUCCAAAAGUAGGUUAUGUCUACAUAACCCACCAAAGGAUGAGAAGCAGAGAUUUUAUCAAAGGAGAUAAUGUUUAUAUGCUUCUGACUAUGGAAGAUAUAUCACAUCUCAUUUCUACUGAGCCUUCACCUAGCAUUUCCCAGAGACCACCCAAUUCUACCGAGAUAUCACCUAGUCCAGUCACUCCAAUGAAUCCUCAAACAAAUCUCUGUGCGAACGUCACCUGUCAGAAUGAUGGCAUCUGUGUUAUCCGCAAUGACAAAGCAGAAUGCAGAUGUCAAUCAGGUAAAGAUUGGUGGUAUGCUGGAGAAAGAUGUGAGACUAAAGGCUCUACCAGAGAUACCAUAGUUAUAGCAGUUUCAUCCACUAUGGCUGUAUUUGCUGCUAUGCUGAUAGUGACUCUUGUGAGUGUCUACUGUGUUAAGAAGAAGUACAGUAAAGGAAGAAAUACCAAUACAUCAAAUAUAACCUUAGAAAAUAACACAUCUUUCUGAAAACAUUUUGGAAGAUAUUAAACGGCAGCAACAUUGACAAUAAAAAGAAAUUGGAAAAUGCCGUCCCUCCUCUUCAUGGAUUCACCCAGGAAUAAAUUUCAGCUGUGAGAAAUGCAAUGUUGAAAAAUGGCCAUUUUUUGUAACUUAUAAUGAUUUUUUUCUUCUGCUGAAAACAUGUUCUCCGACAAUAAUUGGUAGUAUUGUCAAUGGAUUUUUAUUUUUAUUUUUUGUAAAAGUAAUUCAAUUUUGUUUUGAUGUGUUUGGAAGAAAUAGUUCAGGCUGUUUAUGAGAAAACUUCCUGCCCACCACUGGUCUUUUCAACUCCUUAGAAUUGAUUUAUCAAGUCACCAACCUCUAUUCUUGAGGUUUGAGGAAUGACAUCUCUCUAUAACUCUAGCCUCUGGAUCAUUUAAAGUCAUUAGAAGUAACCUAUUUCUCUGGCUGAGGAUUUGGGAUUGGGUUUAACAAUAAAUGAGAUGAACACUG
Messenger RNA from Antechinus flavipes (yellow-footed antechinus), 2678 nucleotides. RefSeq names its product meprin A subunit beta-like. The coding region runs from base 33 to 2192 and encodes 719 amino acids. Gene Ontology annotation, cellular component: membrane. Gene Ontology annotation, molecular function: protein binding; zinc ion binding; metalloendopeptidase activity. The transcript is spliced from 15 exons. Lineage: Eukaryota; Metazoa; Chordata; Mammalia; Dasyuromorphia; Dasyuridae. Gene Ontology annotation, biological process: proteolysis. The record is from RefSeq and is a predicted model, not a curated record.